AUGGGAACGCGGGAGGCUAGCCAUGCUGGAUCGUGGUAUGAGGGUGAUCCCGAGGAGCUGUCGUCUCAGCUCGACGAAUUCCUGGAUCGCGUUCCUGCAACCUUGGAUGACAGUAGUCUCCCGAUUCCGGGUGCGAGGGUGGUGAUUGCUCCUCAUGCCGGGUACUUGUACUCUGGGCCUUGCGCGGCCUGGGCCUACAAGGCCCUCAAUCUGAGAUCGGCGAAACGCGUCUUCAUUCUCGGCCCAUCCCACACUUACUAUCUGCGCGGGUGUGCCCUGACCACAUUCGACAAGUACGAAACCCCGUUCGGAGACCUCGUUGUCGAUAAGGCCACGACGGCCAAGCUGAGGCAAACCGGCCGGUUUUCCGACAUGCCCAAGCGCCAUGAGGUGGACGAGCACUCUCUGGAGAUGCACAUUCCAUACUUGUGGAAGAGGCUGGAGCAGACGUUUGGCGACGACAGCACCAAGUACCCGUCUAUCGUCCCCAUCCUCGUCGGCAACGCCUCGGAGCAGGAAGAGAAGUCUUUUGGCCAGCUCCUCUCGCAGUACUUGGAAGAUCCGGAAACUGCUUGGAUCGUCUCGUCCGAUUUCUGCCACUGGGGAUCACGGUUUAAAUACCGCCCCAAGCUCCUGGACGGCGUGAUCCGGGAUCUGGAUAAACCGAAGGCUAGCGGGGCGGGCUACGAGAGUCUGCCAGUGACGCCAAACUCGACCAAAAUGGUCGAGAAUCCCGCGAAACCACAAACGCACGAGGUCAUCGCAGUGCUGGACCAGAUGGCCAUGGAUGCGGUCGAGUCCGGCGCACACAGCGAGUUCUACAAGGUUAUUCGGGAGACUCACAAUACGGUUUGCGGGAGACAUCCCAUCGGUGUUAUGAUGGCGGCUUUGGAAGCGGUCGCGGAGGACGGGUCAGAGAAGGGGAAGGGCAAGUUCAGUUUCGUUCAGUACCAGAGGAGCAGCUUGGUCAAAGAAGACUGGGAUUCCAGUGUCAGCUAUGCGUCUGCCUAUGCCAUCGUCUGA
Messenger RNA from Parathielavia appendiculata, 1023 nucleotides. Its product is annotated as UPF0103-domain-containing protein. The coding region runs from base 1 to 1023 and encodes 340 amino acids. NCBI's taxonomy places the organism in Eukaryota, Fungi, Ascomycota, Sordariomycetes, Sordariales, Chaetomiaceae. The record is from RefSeq and is a predicted model, not a curated record. The transcript is spliced from 2 exons.